Messenger RNA from Penaeus monodon (black tiger shrimp), 613 nucleotides. Its product is annotated as U-scoloptoxin(01)-Cw1a-like. Gene Ontology annotation, molecular function: chitin binding. Bases 81 to 461 code for a protein of 126 amino acids. NCBI's taxonomy places the organism in Eukaryota, Metazoa, Arthropoda, Malacostraca, Decapoda, Penaeidae. The transcript is spliced from 3 exons. Gene Ontology annotation, cellular component: extracellular region. The record is from RefSeq and is a predicted model, not a curated record.
UCCCCGUUAGCGACUCACACUACGCCACGUGCUUCUCUGCUGUAACUUUUGAACCGCCCCUCGCCACGCCAUCAGCCACCAUGAAGACCGCCUUCGUCCUCGCCGCCGUCGUUGCCGUCGCCUCCGCCCGUAUGGCCUACCAGCUGACCGCAGGCUUCGAGGACAUCGUGGGGCAGGUGGCGCAGACCUUCUCCUGCGACGGACGCCCCUACGGAUACUACGCCGACAUCGACAACGACUGCAGGAUCUUCCACGUCUGCGUCCCCGUCGCCGAUGAGCUGGGACAGGCCACCGGCACAGACCACUUCUCGUUCAUCUGCGGCAACCAGACCGUGUUCAACCAGGAAUCCCUCACUUGCACCGACCCCAUUGAUGCAGUCCCUUGCAAUGAGGCUGCAACACUCUACGACAUCGUCAAUGCUGAGUUCGGAAGGAUACCCGAGCAGGAAUUCCAGAACUAAGGAUAUAUAUGAUUUUUUUUUUUUCUGAUUAUGGGAGAAAGACGAUUUUAUCUUGUGGGCCAAAAAAAAGAGUGUUUAUUUUGGAUGUUCCUGAUUUAAAAGAUUUUUAAAAAUAAAGUUGGGUUGUUGACACUGUCAAAAAAAAAAAAAAA